This is a messenger RNA of Paramormyrops kingsleyae, 5589 nucleotides long. RefSeq names its product sprouty related EVH1 domain containing 1 (gene spred1). Gene Ontology annotation, cellular component: membrane. The record is from RefSeq and is a predicted model, not a curated record. NCBI's taxonomy places the organism in Eukaryota, Metazoa, Chordata, Actinopteri, Osteoglossiformes, Mormyridae. Gene Ontology annotation, biological process: negative regulation of MAPK cascade; multicellular organism development. Gene Ontology annotation, molecular function: protein kinase binding.
GCUCUCACACUAACUCCCUUUCUCUAAGUACCAUCGCUGUGCUGAAACUUCUAUUUUUUUGGGAAGUGCGGGGACUAUUUUAAGGGGGUUGCUGGAUCAUAAUGGUUAUUAUUUUUAACGCGGUGCGCCCGGGCGCACACGGUUCAGGCGAGCGCGCCGCGUUACGUAAAGCAGUGCACGUCCCUGGCUCGGCCGGACACAUAUGUGUCGCUUCUCGUGUUCUCUUUUUUCGGAAGCGUCGCGGAAGGAUCCAUCUCUGGAGUUGAGGUCAGCGCUUCCGCCCAGUUUUCCUAUGUGCACCGCCGAGUUGAAAAUGGAGUUCGGGGAAGGCUGCGAUCUCACAUCGGCUUAUUAAGAAAAAAAACACAGGAAAAACAAUCAAAUACGCACGGCUCCGUGUCCUUUCCUUUUGAUUUGGUUUCAGGACGGACUUACGCUUUUAUGCGUUGGAGGUGGAUAUUUUAUCAGAAGACUAUACGCUGCAGCACUCCGCACUAGAUAACGCCGUGUGCCCCCAGUUACCGAGGGAAUUUGUUGCUCCGGAUAAACGUGCCUGUAUUUAUGCUGUUUGCCUUUUUUUCUCCGCCUCUUUUAUUUUCUUUGCGUUUUAAAUAAAACAUCGGCAUUCGUCUGACUAGCUGAUCGUGGCUUGGUGUGAUUAUAAGGAUGAUUAUUUUGCGGUGGCUGGAUUUUACUGCAGUCGAAGAAAGAACAACUCCAUCUUGCUAUUCUCACGAAUAGAUCACGGCUGUGUGUGUGAUCAGCUGCAAUGCAUUUGCCAUAGAUCGUACAAUUUCCCUUUUUAUUUGAUAUAAACUAUUGGUCCUGUGUUUUUUCCUCAUUUUUUUUUAAAAAAAUGGUGAUGUUUGCGCGAUUUUUCCCCGCUGUGGCUGCGUCGUUGGUGCGACUAGGAUUGGGAUCCCCGUGAGGAAAAAUGAGCGAGGAAUCGGUUAAUCCAACCAACGAUGACAGUGACUAUUUUGCACGUGUGAGAGCCGUGGUCAUGACUCGGGACGACUCCAGCGGAGGGUGGCUUCCCAUGACGGGUGGGGGUCUCAGCUGUGUCACCGUCAGGAGAGUGAGGCGGCAGGAUGGAGACGGCAGCCGCACCGACUUCCUCAUCCAGGGGGAGAGGCUCAGAGACAAUGCGGUGGUCCUGGAGUGCGUCUUGAAGAAGGAGCUUGUCUACAACAAGGUCACCCCCAUCUUUCACCACUGGAGGCUCAACGACAAGAAGUUCGGCCUGACGUUCCAGAGCCCAGCAGAUGCCCGGGCCUUCGACAGGGGCAUCCGAAGGGCUGUGGAGGACAUCGACCAGGGCUGCCCUUCGACCCACAGUGACCCGGAGAUGUCUGAAGACGGAGUGCAGUUGAAUCCCGAAGCCCCUGCUCUUUGUCCUCCGACGAUGGAGAGGAAGGCAGAGAUCUUCUCCCGGAACGUGGUGACCAGUGAGCCCUGCCGGGUGUGCUAUGCGCACGCCCAGGCCUUCGACCUCUCCACCCCGAGUCGCCGGUACCUGCCUCCCCCGGUGAGCAUCAAGACCCCACGGCACGUGAGUUUCCAGGACGAGGAGGAGAUCGUGCGGAUCAACCCGCGGCGGGACGUUCUGAGCCGCGGCUAUGAGGAUUACCGCCACCCGGUGACGUGGAGGCCAGGCCCAGAGCGCGACGACCCGGACUCGGGGGGCCCGCUCUUCAAGCUGGACGCCGAGAAAUACCCCGGGCGUGGGGAGCUGGGCUCCGACCCGGCCAAAGGCCCCAAAGCCCCGCCAUCGCCACCGCUCAAGACGACGAAGGCGUCGCGGAGGCGCCGUGAGGACGGCGAGCGCUCGCGCUGCACCUACUGCCGCGAGAUGUUCAACCACGAGGACAACCGGCGCGGCCAGUGCCCCGACGCGCCCGAUCCUGUGCGCCAGUGCAUCCACCGCGUCAGCUGCAUGCUGUGCGCUGAGAGCAUGCUCUACCACUGCAUGUCCGACUCGGAGGGAGAUUUCUCGGACCCAUGCUCCUGCGACCCCUCCGAGGAGCACUUCUGCCUGCGCUGGAUGGCGCUGGCGGCCCUGUCGCUGGUGGCACCCUGCCUGUGCUGCUACCUGCCGCUGCGUGCCUGCUACCACUGCGGCGAGGUCUGCCGCUGCUGCGGGGGGCGCCAUAAGGCCGCCGGCUGAGCCGCCCCCCCACCCCACGCGUUUCUUGACCACCUCCAGAGGGUGACGUCUCUGUCUCUUUCUCUCUCUCUCCUGGAGCCUUUGGAGAAGGAGGGGCUGUUUUUUUUUGCCCCCUCCAGGCCGUGAGCGGUGAGCGCCUCGGCCUGCGAGGGACGGAGAGGCUCUGUAGUGCUCCACGCCGAGGACAAGCGAGAUUACGGCAAAAUCACAGGCACACACUCACACUCGCAGACGCACGCACACACGCACGCACACGCUCAUACACUUACGCAUCUAGACCGCAACACCGGACUAACAGAUGCAGCGAUGUCGAUGAGAACCAGAGCGGCACGCUGCGCUCGUCAACAUGUGUUUGUGUGUACCCUUGUGAAGGAAUCUGUUGUCUUUAGUGCAGAAAACAAACAAACAAACAAACAAAACAAUGUCGAAACAAGCCAACGUCUUGCGACUGAAAACUAGAACAGAGAAUAGCGUUGGGAGUGUACAGCAAAAGGGAUCUGCAUGGCUCUUCUUUUUCCAUUUGCAGUCGGUAACAGUGGCCUUUUUCUCAGAAAUAUCGCAUUUGCUGGUGAAACGGCGCAGUUUUUGCCACAGGAUCCCUCAAGAGCGGGUCUUGACGCCAUUGACGGUUCGCUUUCCUGAUCUUCACGUAACCGUGCAGGUGUGAUAGGUGUGCUUCUCGUUCGUUUGGGACUGUCUGUUGCGAUUCUCAUUGGUUUUGCCGCCAUUUUGCGACUUCCCGCUCUUGGCAAGGCCAGUUCACACACAAUAUUUCAUUCCAAUGCAAGAUGAUUCAUUCCGUAACAAAAACGUCUGCGCCUAUGUAGACCCUGCCGGGGGGGGUUAAAGUUAUUAACAGUUAUACUUUAUUUUCUGUAUCAAAGGUAAAGAAGCCCUUAUUUAAUGAACUCGAGACCAAUCUAAAGUAGUUUUACUAUCAAGUGAUCUUGAUAAUGUUUUCUUUACCUCUGCUGUGGUUAUCUGCUUCAGAUAUUUUUGUUUGGUUUUGUUUUUUUAUUUGUUCUGUUUAACUGACAAAUAAGCAUUUCAUUCAGCAGUUUUUUGUUUUUACAGUGGCACUUAAUGGUCAGUCAAUCCUUCGCAGUCUCUUUCUAAUAAGGAUGGGAUUUAUUACAAUAUUCCCCAGACAUAAAGAAACCAAAAAAACACAAUAAAGUAAUCAUACAUCGUUUGAAAGUGCUGGUUUCCACAUGCACCACGAUUCCCGUUUAAAAUGAGAUUAGUGAAAUCCACCACACAGCAACAAAGAUGUAUAUAUGUAUACGUAUAUGCAUAUAUACAUUUACAUAUAGCUGAUAGCCUGUCUGUGUGCAUGUGUAUAUUUGCGUAUGUAUACUUGUAUAUCUACACAUAAAAUUGUGUAUAGUAACAUGCUCACACAUACUAUGUCAGUAGGCAAUAAAUGUAAUCUAUAUUGAUCAUUUGCAGAGGUAUUUAUUCAAGUUGAUAUAGUACAUACUAAUAUCGUUGAAUUAAAGCUUGGCGUGUGAUUGCUAAUUGAGCACACAAUAUUAGUAUUUGCUUUUUAAAAAAUUUGUUUUACUCGAUAUUCAUCCAUCUAGAAUAUUUAUGUGCAUUUUUUUUUUUCCCGUUUAACGGCAUCUUGAAACACGGCGAAUUUGGUAAAUCCCAACAAGUACACUUUAAGAAGAGCAGUUAUUGUGGCAGCCUGAGAGGCCCCAUCCCCCUCCCCCCCCUCCCCCCCCCCCGGCGAUGGGGAUGGGGGUGAUGGCUGCAAUUCUCGGCAUUACCCAUGUAAGAGCCACUCUCACUUCUCAGCACCAAACUUUCUUCACCUUUCUAUGCAAUUUCAGCUGCCCGGAGGCUUCCCUUUGCUGACACGUUCGUUGUAUAGACUGACUCUAUAUUAAUGAGGUAAUCCCGAGGUACUGAACCUACAGCAUCUGUAAAUAAAUAACCCUAUGUCUAAAUCAUGAUAGCCCCCAUGCUAAAUUGGUUAGAUGUAUUUAUCACCGCUGUUAGACUUUACUGUCCUAGACCUGACAGUGUUAUGUACAUAGCUCACCUUUGAGUAUUGUUUCACAUUGAAAAGUAGAGAGUGUGGUUUACCUGAUGGAAAUUACUUAAGGGGUUAAAGACUUUCUUUCUAGUUUUGUAAUCGAGAGAAUAAGUGCAGACGGCUAAUGCGGUACAGUAGUGGCAGUCCACUUAUUAUUUUUAAACGUUUAAUAUCUAAAGCUGCUAGAACAAUCGCUAAUUUUGUCGUUUAGCAAAAUAAAAACAGAAAGAAAAACGGCUUCGUAAUUUAGGGAAGAGUGAAAAGUUAACCAGUUCUCAAAGAGCAUUAAAUAAGCAUAUGGAGAGUGGAUUAUUAUUAUUUUUUUUCCCCCUUAGCUUAGCUUUGUUUCUAAGCACGUUAUUUUCUCCCAUGUCAGGCAUUUGAUUUAUUUGCAUAUUGCAAGCUGAACCAAGGUGGGACGAAUCUGAUUGAACUUUGCUUUGUCUUAGGAGAGAUGCAGUGGAGAAUGUGUAUAUUGGACAAUACCGAUCAAGUGAAUUUCUGCUCUGUAUUAUACGGCACAGUGCUACUCCUCGUCAUGUACUGUAUUUUAUAUGCAUUGUCAACUCUGAUCCUUUUAACUUGCCUCUUUACUUGCAUAACUGAGACAUUUCACUGCUAGUGUAUAUUGUCAUAUUUUCUAUAUAAAAAAAAAAAGAAAAUGGGGAAAAAAAAAGAUUGCAUUCGGAAGGCAUAAAGAUGCACGUAUAUUCUAGUCUGCGGAGGUUAAUUUCAUGAGUGCAAAGCUGCUCCGCUUCAUUCCCAAUGUUUGAGUUGCUUUGCCAGCGGAAAAGUGGUUUUCCUAUGACCUCUCCAUACUCUAUAAGUUCUUGGUCAUGUUAAGUGAUUUACUUCUUGAGCAUAAGUGAGAAACCGUCAAUGUGUUAGGCUGCAGUAUAUAUGGUACACCAAUCACUUUAAAAAAAAUGAAUUCUUUUAAUGCUGGCUCUGUGCUACGUAUCACGCCUGACUACUUCCAUUUCUCCAUGUCUAAUUUAUCUUUUACCUUCCUAGUGCCAUGCGUUCACGUCCUGACAACCUCAAAGUGCCUCCCUUAUACCGCAGUUUUCUUUGAAACUGAUAACAUCUCCUGUUUCUGGUUGCGUAUGUUGUUUUUUGUUGUUUUUUUUUCUCCCCGUCCUCUCCAUGGUUUUAAAUACCACGUCAAUGUUGUAAAAUUUGUAGUUCAAUUAACUCACAUUGUAGGUGUAUUUUCUUACUUUCUUCCUUUGAAGCGUAUACUGAUGUAGCUUAUUUCUUUCCAUAAAUAUAUAAUGUAAAUAUGCAUAUAUGUAUAAGUUUAACUGUUUUUACGUUACAUCAUACACUUGUAAUUCGACAUAUCAAAUAACAUUAUCAUAAUAAAAAUGGUAAGUUUUAA